GUACGCAUUGAUUGAUGUAAACAUGGCGGCCGCAGUGGCUAGAGUUCUGUCCUUCAGUAAAAAUGCUAAGGUGAUUGUUUCUCCACUGAAGCUCUGUGUUGUUCCUGCUCGCAGCUACAGCUUAGAGGUGUCCAGUACCGGCGAGGUCAUCACUCACACCGGACAGGUUUUUGAUGAGAAGGAUCCCAGGAGAGCCAGAUUUGUCGGCAGGCAGAAAGAGGUGAAUAAGAACUUUGCCAUCAAGUUGGUGGCAGAAGAGCCGGUGACUGACGUUGAGGGCAGAGUUGUGUCCUGUGAUGGAGGCGGUGGAGCGCUGGGCCACCCCAAAGUCUACAUCAACCUGGAUAAAGAAACAAAAGUGGGCACAUGUGGCUACUGUGGAUUACAAUUCAGACAGAAGCAUCAUCACUAAAACCUUUCCUGUGUCUUUGCUUCUCUGUGUAAAUUGCCAUAUUGGUUAAUAAAUUAUAUCUUCACUGUC
Molecule: messenger RNA, 481 nt
Organism: Solea senegalensis (Senegalese sole)
Lineage: Eukaryota; Metazoa; Chordata; Actinopteri; Pleuronectiformes; Soleidae
Gene: ndufs6
Product: NADH:ubiquinone oxidoreductase subunit S6
Exons: 4
Coding region: 23-412 (129 amino acids)
Biological process (GO): mitochondrial electron transport, NADH to ubiquinone
Source: RefSeq, a predicted model, not a curated record